AUGGUGACAUGUGGAAAGAAGGCCUAUCUUUCAUCUGUUCCAUGGCGACCGUUGAUAAAAGAACACUGUUUGAUUGUUCCCACUGCUCAUUAUUCUUCAACUGUGACGCUUGACGAAGAUGUUUAUGAAGAGAUAUGGAAAUUUAAAAGAGCUUUAGUUUCAAUGUGGCAAGCAAAAGAAAUGGAUUGUUUAUUCGUUGAAACAGCCAAAAAUGUGAAACACCGUAAGCACAUGUAUAUUGAAUGUAUUGCGGUACCGAGCAAAAUUGGUGAAGUGGCACCUGUUUAUUUCAAGAAAGCGAUCGAUGAUAGUGAGAGUGAAUGGGUCGAUAAUAAGAAAUUGCUGGAUCUUAGUAAACGAGGUGGAAAUGUUCGAAAAGUUAUUCCCAAAGGAUUCUCAUAUUUUGCUGUCGAUUUUGGUUUGCAACCGGGUUAUGCGCAUGUUAUUGAAAAUGAAAAUCGAUUUCCGCAGAAUUUUGCCCAUGAAAUAAUCGGUGGUAUGAUGAAUCUGGAAAGAAGGGUAUGGAGAAUGAAUGAAAAUUUAAUUAUGGAAGAGCAACGAGCGAAUACUAUCGAACUGAAACGUCUGUGGGAACCAUUUGAUUGGACAAAAGAAUCUAAAUAA
This is a messenger RNA of Brugia malayi, 624 nucleotides long. RefSeq lists its product as uncharacterized. NCBI's taxonomy places the organism in Eukaryota, Metazoa, Nematoda, Chromadorea, Rhabditida, Onchocercidae. Bases 1 to 624 code for a protein of 207 amino acids. The record is from RefSeq and is a predicted model, not a curated record. The transcript is spliced from 5 exons. Gene Ontology annotation, cellular component: post-mRNA release spliceosomal complex. Gene Ontology annotation, biological process: mRNA splicing, via spliceosome.